Molecule: messenger RNA, 4022 nt
Organism: Haliotis rubra (blacklip abalone)
Lineage: Eukaryota; Metazoa; Mollusca; Gastropoda; Lepetellida; Haliotidae
Product: antiviral innate immune response receptor RIG-I-like
Cellular component (GO): cytoplasm
Molecular function (GO): nucleic acid binding; ATP binding
Source: RefSeq, a predicted model, not a curated record
UUUGUAUACACACAAAUAAGAGUGCACGAUACCGUUGUACUUCCCAACUUUUGGUUUGUCAUUUUCAACGAAUCUGGUAACUAUCUCUUCAGACUGGAUUAGACGGACGGGGCGAAAUGGCGGACAGUCCGGUAGAUGUGUCUCCGGAAGAUCAUUUCAAGUACAUGAUCGAGGUCUACGAGCCGUUCCUUGUGCAGCAUCUUGACUGUGUUGAGUUGCUUCCGUAUAUGUCUUUUCUGAGAGAAUCUGCAGCACGUAUUCGGAAGCUGAAGAGAAGUGGUAAGCCAGUCCAGUCAGCAGAAUUGUUUUUUGCAAGUCUUAAAGAGUCAGAUGAAGAAGGUCGAUACGCAGCCUUCAGGGAUGCAUUGAAUGAGGCUGAUCAAGAAAUUGUUAAAACAGUUCUUGAAGGUGGCAGCAUUGAUGAUUAUCAUGAUGAAAAUAGGAAACUCAUUGAACUAUUCUCUAAGCCUAUUUCUGAGAGACUGGAUCCAAUUACAAUGAUGCAACUUCUCAGAGGGAAGGAUAUACUGACAGAAAGAGAUGAAAGUGAAAUAAAACAUGUAACUUCUCGAUUUGAGGCAGUGCUGAUGUUAUUGCACUGUGUAUUCCGACGGAAGAUAGGUUGGUAUAAUACAUUUAUGGCUGUGAUGUAUGAACUGAACCCAGACCUUGUGGAAAUGGUGGAUCCUGAAUUUGUAGAAAAGCACAAGGCACAUCAGCGCACCUCGGAGAAACAGAUAGAGUCCGAUGAUGACAUGGUGAUGGGAAUAGAGGAACCUCCCAUGGAAGUUACGGGAGAUGGCUGCUAUUCAAUGGACAACAUGGCUGCCAAUGAUCCAGGCAGUGGUGACUCCAUGAUGGCUGACAACUGUGGAGAGAAGAUACUGUCCCAGGCAGGGCUCAAAGAAGAGGAAUUACAUACUCAAAGGAAACUGUUUCCUGGUAAUUCAUCUAACUCCCUUCCACAAAACAUCCCUGGAGACUUGCAGAAUAACUUGAGCGAUGAACAGCAGGGUAUGAAAUCUGCCAAGUCUAUGACAGAGUUCAAGGACAUUCCAACUGAUGAGACGUCCGUUCAAAGUGAGCACACAAGUGUAAAGCUUAUGGAGACCAGUGAUGCAGACCUAUCAGAUGGGGCAGGCGAUACCAGCAACAUAGAACACAUGUUCACUCCCCCCACCACAGCGGAGCCCAGUACCCCUGCCACACCACUCUUGCUCCGCCCCUACCAGGAGGAACUAGCUGAAGCUGCCCUGAAACGGCAUAACACCAUCAUCUGUGCUCCAACUGGAUCGGGGAAGACGUUUGUGGCAGCAAAAAUAAUGCGGGAGCAUCUUAAGAAAGGAGGGGUGAGGAAGAUCAUCUUCUUUGCCAACCAGGUGGCUCUGGUGGAUCAGCAGUUCAAGGUGAUAAAGGAGCACCUGCCCCGUGAUCUCCGCAUCCAGCGACUGAGCAGCGACACACAGGAGGCUCUCAGGGUUCCUCUCCGUGAACUUGUAAAACGGAACGACAUCCUGUUCAUGACCCCCCAAAUCCUGGUGGACGCCCUGAGAAUGAAGGUCACUGGCAUCUCCAGCCUGUGUGAGUUCACCAUGUUGGUGUUUGAUGAGUGCCAUCACACCAACUCCAGACAUCCCUUCAACAGAAUAAUGUUCAGCUAUAUGGAUCUCAAACUGGAUGAGUCCAUUGAGGAUGACAGGAGGCAGCUGCCUCAGAUCGUGGGCCUGACAGCAUCUGUGGGUGUAGGGAAGGCCAGGAGUAUCCCAGGAGCAGUGGAGCACAUUCAGAAACUCUGCUCCAAUCUGGACGCCCUUGGCGGAGUAUCAACAGUCAGGCAGCAUGAAGAGGACCUUGCUAAACAUGCGCGGACAGUUGGAGUCGAUGUGGUGAAGACCGACAAGCGGAGAGAGGACAAGUUUAGAAAUGUGAUAGCUUCCAACCUGAUGGAGGUCAUCGAGAAAAUGAUUGUCCAGCAAGACAAGGUCAGUCUGGUGCAAGACCGACCCCGACUGUUAGCGUCCCUGAAGCAGCCAGUGGAGCGGGGUGGGGAAAAGUACACCAUCUGGGUGAGCACCCUUAAGAGGGAGGUGGCCAACAUUGACGAUCAGAGUGUCCGCAGAUUCUUCUUUUCAUGUCGGAGAAUGUUGGAGUUGUACAACAAAGCAUUGGCCAUCAACGAGGAUUGCCGGACACUGGAUGCACUCAGUUAUCUGGAGAAAGAGAUAGAGGCUCUCUACUCAUCCAGUGUGGUGAUGGAUGUCACUGACCACAAGCUUAAAGAGCUCUUUGAAAAACUAAAGCCUGUUCUCCUUGACGCUGCUCAGAGUCCUGACUGUGUCAACCCAAAGCUGACGUCACUAUGUGUGAUGAUCAUGAAGGCAUUUGAAACCCAGCAGGAUUCUCGCUGUAUGGUGUUUGUGAAGACACGAGACUUGGCGAUGGCCCUGAAGCGCUGGAUGGAGGAUGACCAACAUCUCUCCUACCUCAAGCCAGGCAUGUUCACUGGACAGAAUGCUUCUGCUGACAAAGGAGGUAUGACCAGGAAUGAGCAGGUGGAUGCUGCAGAGCUGUUCAGGAAAGGAAAUCACAAAAUCAUUGUUGCAACGUCCGUGGCGGAGGAAGGCAUGGACUUCAGCAAGUGCAACUUGGUCAUCCGAUAUGAAUAUGUCACCAAUGAGAUUGCCUUGGUACAAGCUAGAGGCCGAGCAAGAGCAGAGGACAGCAAGUUUGUCCUGUUUACCAGCAACCAGCAAGGGGCUGCUGAGAAAGAGGAGCUGAACCUCAUCAGGGAGAUGAUGAUGAAUGAAGCCCUGGUGCGUCUCCAGGCCACCAUAGCAGAAAACCCUCGCCGAUUCCGUUCUGAGAUCCUCCAGCUCCAGAAAGAAGCCAAAUCUGCUCGGGAUCAUGAGGCCAUUAAUCGCAAAGGUCGUUAUCUCAGUGAUGACGAGUUUGAAAUACGAUGUCAGAAAUGUAACCAGUUGGCCUGUUUUUCUACUGACAUCCGCACAAUCAAGGAGACCAACCAUAUUGUCAAUGACCCUGACUUUGGUACCAAGGUCAAUGUCAAACCCCACCCAAAGCCUGGUAAUAUGGGGUUGGAUAUGAAGAAGCACAGUAAAAUCUUUUGCAAGAAAUGUGGAUUGGAUUGGGGAAUUGGUGUAAUUUACAAAAAUGCUGAUUUCCCUGUUAUCAAGAUUGAAAGUUUUGUUGCCAUAGAUACAAUGGGUCGAAGAGACUCUCCGAGGAAAUGGAAAAAUGCUCCUUUUGAGGUGCCUGAGAUUUCCCAUGAUGAAAUGACCAACUACAAACCUUUCAUCGCUUAGAAUGGGAAGGCGUAGCCAAGUGGUUAGAGUGUACACUCAUCACUCAGAAAGUCCUGGUUUGAUUCCCUGCAAGGGUAGGAUAAAUCUAGACUGUUUUUGAUACCCUCCACUAUGAUAUUGCUGGGAUAUUGAUAUAAUUUAAAAUGUUACUGGCACCCAAAACGUUUAAUUCGGUAGUUCAGGCCCAUGAUUAAGUGUUAACUUGACAGAAAACCUAUGUUUGACUCCUGAUGCACAAACACAUAGUUUUCAAAUGGUGUUGCAAAAUACAUGUACAGUAUCACUGAACUCCACUGAAUCUGUGGGCAACAGAAUAUGUGAAGUCCUGGAAUGCUAUACUUCAGGGGCGGAUACAGCUUUUUGAGAAAGGGGUGUGUGUGUGCACACUAUUGAGAAAAGGAGGGGUUUCAAUGAUGAUUUAAUACACUUUCAGGACAAAAUCCACCUAUGUAUUUAUUUAAUGGAGGGUAAAUGAUGAGCAUGCUUUACUUUUCAUUUUCAUGUCUACUAUCGAUAGUGUACCCAGAGACUGAUGUUCACUAACGAAACUUGCCAUCAUUGGGCUGAGGAUAUUUGCAGUACAGUAAUAGUUGGGUCUAGCCGUGAAGAUUUGGGUUAGAAUUGGUUUUCAGUAGCCCGUGCUUGUCGUAAGAGGUGACUAACGGGACAGGGUGGUCAGGCUCGCUGAUUUGGCUGACA